Molecule: messenger RNA, 2237 nt
Organism: Cylicocyclus nassatus
Lineage: Eukaryota; Metazoa; Nematoda; Chromadorea; Rhabditida; Strongylidae
Source: the annotation of a GenBank genome assembly
AUGCGCUGGGCAGUUGUUUUAAUGCCUUUGUGUUUGUGUACUCCUGACGCUACGCCACCGUACGAAGACGAUGUGAAGGAUAUCGGGUCAUUAGCGGAUGACGAAGGAUACAACAUUGCAUCGGAAAUUCUUAGAAAUUCCAUAAACUUUUCGGUAAAUCCAUGCGAGGAUUUCUAUGAAUUUACUUGUGGCAACUGGAUAGCUAGUCAUCCGAUUCCUGAAGACAAAAUCAGCUACGAUCAUUUUCAGAUUCUCAAGGCUAAAGUGCAGGAGCAAUUACGAGGUUUGUAUGAAUCAAACGACACGUUUGGAUCAAAAGCUGUUAAUGCUUUGAAAACCUUCUACAAAAAGUGUAUGGAUAAGGAUGAAUUAAACCGUAUCGGUGCUAAGCGACUGAUUGAGAACGUCAAGAGUUUCGGAGUUUGGCCGGCUUUAGAAGGAGACGAUAACUGGAAGGAGGAGAAUUACAACCUGACUUCGCUGCUAAUCCACGUGUAUCUUCGCCGUCAAGUCUUUGCAUUUGUCACUUUUGAUAAAAGUAAAGAUGACACGAAAAUUCGACAUAUCCUCCAGUUCGAUCGAGAUGAACUCUUGGGCGGAGGAUAUUACUACUACCUGGGUGAAGAAAAGAAUGGAACCCAAAUUGAAUCGCUAAAACACUUUCUUAUUAGUCAGAUUGAGCAAAUUCAAAAGGAUGGUGGAAUGCCCACCAACAUAUCGAAAAUUGAAAAAGAUGUAGACGAAAUCAUUGAUUUGGAGAUGAGAAUGGCGGAGAUCAUGUACGCAGACGUGAAUGACACCAAAACCGUGCGUGGUUUUCAUUUGAGCGAUAUGCAAGAAUUUAUGCCAACUAUCAAUUGGCAGCAAUUCUUCCGUGCUGUAGCUCCUUCUGCUUCUCAUUACUUCGCUUCAGAUCCAGAAAUUCUCAUAAACGAUGUUGAUUAUAUAAAAAGUAUAAACAAACUUUUGCAAUCAGUGGAUCCUCGUAUAAUCACGAACUAUAUCUUUCUGCGGUUUUCUCGAGAAUGGUUAGACGAAAUGGGAGAUGUAUAUGAAGACAUUGAACAGGAAUUCAAUGAAGUCGCACAUGGGCAAGAGCAAAAAACACUCCGAUGGAAGGUUUGCACUAACAGCGCUAUGCAUUAUAUGGAUUAUGCAACAACAGCGUUAUACGUAAAAAAAGAAUUGCAUGAGACUACAAAGGAGGACGUACUGGAGAUUGCCAAAAACCUUAAGGAAGAAUUCGGCAAGAACCUAAACGCCAUCGACUGGAUUGAUGAUGAAACUAAAGUUGAAGCUUUGAAGAAGUUGGAUAAAAUGCUGCUUGAGAUAGCUUACCCAAAAUUGGCUCUAAAUAUUGAAGAGCUCGACAAGUACUACGCCAGCUUGGAUGUGCGUGACACGGAUUCGCUUAGUGAAAUAAUGGAAAAAAUAACUGGAUGGCGAAUCGAUGACUUUUUCAAACAAUUAAGGAUGGUUUCAGAUCGAAUUGUAUCCUUCAACCCAGCCGAUGUUGAUACAGUACAAUACGCUCCGGAAAGCAACUCAUUGCAAAUUGCGGUCGCCAUUCUUCAAACUCCCUUUUUCCAUCACACGUUCCCUAGAGCGUUAAACUAUGGAGGUAUUGGAGCUGUCAUCGGGCACGAAAUGACACACGGCUUUGAUAAUAAAGGAAGUUUCUAUGAUGCUUAUGGCAAAGAUCGCAAAUGGUGGAGUGAAGACUCAAAAGAAAAAUAUAUGCAGCGAGCUCAAUGUCUCGUCGACCAGUACGGAAAGAUUGAGAUACCAGGAACUGGUCUCGAAAUUGAUGAACUACCAAAAAAUGAUCUCAAAAUUGAUGGUAAGUCCACUCUGGGAGAAAAUAUUGCUGACAACGGAGGAGUGAAGCUAGCGUAUGGGCAUGGUGGUGAAGAAGACAGGAUCAAAGGUCUUGAACAAUUCGACAACAAUCAGAUGUUUUUCUUGGGCUGGGCUACGAUCUGGUGCGAGCAUUCAACGAUUUCGACACUGAAACUCGAAAUUUUCAUGGAUGUGCAUUCCCCAAAUAGAUACCGCGUCAACCAAGUGUUGGCUAAUCAGCCUGAAUUUGCAGCUGCCUUCAACUGUGAUGUAGGCAGUGCCAUGAACCCCACCGAGCGUUGCCCUCUUUGGUAGACGUGAAAUAACAUCAAAUGGAUCCUUGUUUUACGUUUAAUAGCGUUUUUCAACACUUCAAGGAUGCAAAAGGACAGAAUUGU